This is a messenger RNA of Sorghum bicolor (sorghum), 1980 nucleotides long. Its product is annotated as catalase isozyme 1. Lineage: Eukaryota; Viridiplantae; Streptophyta; Magnoliopsida; Poales; Poaceae. Gene Ontology annotation, molecular function: heme binding; catalase activity. The coding region runs from base 121 to 1599 and encodes 492 amino acids. Gene Ontology annotation, cellular component: cytoplasm; peroxisome; plasma membrane. The record is from RefSeq and is a predicted model, not a curated record. The transcript has 8 exons. Gene Ontology annotation, biological process: response to hydrogen peroxide; hydrogen peroxide catabolic process.
CCGACAUUGUUUUCUUCCCCUUCUGGCUUCUGGCCUUCUCCUUCUACACAGUCUAGAGGCGUCUGCUCCCCCAAUCCCUUCCGCCCGCCCCGCCUGCUCGACGCGAUCCCGCCGGCGGCCAUGGAUCCGUACAAGCACCGCCCUUCUAGCGGGAGCAACUCCAGCUUCUGGACCACCAACUCCGGCGCCCCCGUCUGGAACAACAACUCCGCCCUUACCGUCGGACAGCGAGGACCCAUCCUCCUUGAGGAUUAUCAUCUAAUCGAAAAGCUUGCUCAGUUCGACAGGGAACGUAUCCCUGAACGUGUUGUGCAUGCACGGGGAGCCAGUGCCAAGGGUUUCUUUGAGGUCACUCAUGAUAUCUCUCACCUUACAUGUGCUGAUUUUCUCCGGGCUCCUGGGGUCCAGACACCUGUUAUUGUCCGGUUCUCUACAGUUGUGCAUGAGCGUGGAAGCCCCGAGACCUUGAGGGAUCCACGUGGUUUUGCUGUCAAGUUCUACACCAGAGAGGGUAACUUUGACCUUGUGGGUAACAACAUGCCUGUGUUUUUCAUACGAGAUGGGAUGAAAUUCCCUGAUAUGGUCCAUGCUUUCAAGCCAAACCCAAAGACCAAUUUGCAGGAGAACUGGAGAAUAGUAGAUUUCUUCUCUCACCACCCAGAGAGCCUGCACAUGUUCACCUUCCUCUUUGAUGAUGUUGGCAUCCCACUCAACUACAGGCACAUGGAGGGCUUUGGUGUCAAUACCUACACCUUGAUCAACAGGGAUGGAAAGCCUCACCUUGUGAAAUUCCAUUGGAAGCCUACUUGUGGCGUGAAAUGCUUGCUUGAUGAUGAAGCUGUGACUGUUGGAGGUACCUGCCAUAGCCAUGCGACAAAGGAUCUAUAUGAUUCCAUUGCAGCUGGGAAUUACCCUGAAUGGAAGCUCUACAUCCAGACUAUCGAUCUUGACCAUGAGGAUAAGUUUGACUUCGACCCGCUUGAUGUCACCAAGACCUGGCCUGAGGAUAUCAUCCCACUGCAACCUGUUGGACGGAUGGUCCUGAACAAGAACAUUGAUAACUUCUUUGCGGAGAAUGAACAAAUUGCUUUCUGCCCAGCGAUUAUUGUCCCUGGAAUCCACUAUUCUGAUGAUAAGCUGCUCCAGACGAGAAUCUUCUCCUAUGCUGAUACCCAGAGGCACCGCCUUGGUCCAAACUAUCUGAUGCUUCCUGUGAAUGCACCAAAAUGUGCCCACCACAACAACCACCAUGAAGGGUUCAUGAACUUCAUGCACAGGGAUGAAGAGGUGAACUACUUCCCUUCAAGGUUUGAUCCUACCCGUCAUGCUGAGAAGGUCCCUAUUCCUUCCCGUGUUCUAACAGGCUGCCGCGAGAAGUGCAUCAUCGAGAAGGAGAACAACUUCAAGCAGGCUGGUGAGAGAUUUCGAUCCUUUGACCCUGCCAGGCAAGACCGGUUUAUCCAACGAUGGGUUGACGCACUGUCAGACCCUCGUGUUACCCAUGAACACCAUACGAUUUGGAUCAACUACUGGUCUCAGUGUGAUGCCUCUCUUGGCCAGAAGCUGGCUUCUAGGCUGAACCUGAAGCCGAACAUGUAAGAUUGACAAGGAAGAAAGCAGGCGCCGGUGGCCGAGGAUGCAACAUGGAGCGUGAUGCAACACAUGUUGGAUCGUGCGAUGUUGAGAACGGCUGUUACACCUAUAUAAUCGAAUAAACAGGGAUGUGCGCGUUGUAGUAUGCUGAUGAUCGGUGGUGGUUAUAUAUCCUGGAACUUUUGGUGUACACAUCUUUUCUGGAAAGACGUAAUAAUAAAGAAGAAUGUGUCAAUGUGGUGGGCAACAGUAGCAGACGAUGUAGUUUACGGUGGCGUUGUUUUUGUCGCCUGUAAUGCAAAACCCUGCUGUGUGCUCGCCUGUCUAUUACAAACAGUGAUGAGUUGUGGCGGUAUGUUUUUGACAGUUUAUUUACUAGUGAGUACA